AUGGCGAGUACCACGCCGUCUACUGGUGACAACAAGCGCACGAUGUCUGCAGCCUCCAACCUACGCCAUUCCCAAACCGCUCGACCGUCCUCCCCUCAUACACCUCAGCAGCAGCAGCGAUCGGGCAACGCAUCGUUCGCCAGCACGACAUCGCCGGGCUCGUCCUUCCGAAACGAAGACGACGCGAUCAUUUUUGAGAUAGGUGCCCGUUGGAUUCGGGCAGGCUUUGAGGGCAACGGCAGUCCGGUAUGCACGGUGGGAUUCGGCCCUGAAGAAUCAAGACGAGUGGGAGACUACCGGGGUUGGAUUCAGGGAGCUUCUGGCGUUGGAACGCUGCCACAACCUGUCAAUGCGGAGGAUUGGGUACGAGACUAUGAGCUGUGGAGGCACGAUCUACGAGAUGUCGACCUGGGUCUGGUCGAGGAUAAAAUCGAACGCGCCUUUCGCGAAACCUACAACCAGCACCUGUUAACCGACGCCGGUUCCUCUCGUCUCGUCCUGACCCUCCCGUCGCUCAUGCCGCACCCAUUAUUAUCCUCGCUACUUUCUACAUUGUUCGAUCGCUGGCGCUUCCCCAGCGUCACCCUUCUCUCGAGCGCGACCAUGUCUGCAACUGCGGCAGGACUGCGCUCUGCUUUGGUGGUAGACAUUGGCUGGGCAGAGACCACCGCAACAGCCAUUUACGAGUAUCGGGAGGUUACAACAAAACGGAGCACAAGGGCAAUGAAGCCUCUCAUGCAGGAAAUGGGUCGGCUUCUGACUGCUCUGUCCUCUGAUAACGUCUCGGAGCAAGCUGCCAAAGAUGAGAUCGCCGUGGGAUUCACAUACUGCGAGGAGGUUACGACUCGCUUCGCCUGGUGCAACCCACACGGAGACGUUGGUGGAUCGGCACCUGAUCCAGGCCGGACCAUCUCAAUACCCUCCCCGACCAGCCCGGAGAAAGACUUUUGUGAUAUCCCGUUCGCGCGUCUUUCGGAGCCUGUUGAAAAGGUCCUCUUUGCGUCAGGAGUAGCGGAGUAUGAAAUGGACGACGAAGAGAAGUCGAUACCUUUGCUUCUUUACAACACUCUUCUCACUCUGCCUCCCGAUGCCCGGGGUACAUGCAUGUCACGCAUCGUGUUCGUGGGUGGCGGUUCUCGAAUUCCUGGAUUGCGACAACGGAUUCUCAAUGAGGUGUCAUCGUUAAUUGACCGAUAUGGCUGGAGUGCGAUCCGAGGCAAGGUCCUCGAGCGACAACGACAACGAUUAGAGCAAAUGAAGAUUUCAUCACAGAGCAACGGAGAAGCGCCUUCAACAAACAAUGACUCUGCGUCUUCCCCUGAUGAAGAGAAGCCAGAUCCAUCUCGAGAAGAACCCGAGAUCGAUUUCGUCGAACAGAAACUUCGUCGCCAGAACAAGGACACACCCGUCUCUGUCCAGGGAGUUAUUCGAGAGGUCGAAUCCCUUGGCGCAUGGGCUGGUGCCAGCUUAGUGACAAGCCUGAAGAUUCGAGGAAUGGUUGAGAUUGAGCGAGAGAAGUUCCUGCAGCAUGGACUGGCUGGGGCGACUCGAGAUUCAGAGCCGCCGGUCCCUGAUCGCCGAUCGGGUUUGAAGGCUGGUGACCGAUCAAGCUGGACCUUGGCCGGCUGGGCGUGA
This is a messenger RNA of Penicillium cinerascens, 1635 nucleotides long. RefSeq names its product putative actin-related protein RO7. The record is from RefSeq and is a predicted model, not a curated record. The coding region runs from base 1 to 1635 and encodes 544 amino acids. Lineage: Eukaryota; Fungi; Ascomycota; Eurotiomycetes; Eurotiales; Aspergillaceae. Gene Ontology annotation, biological process: microtubule-based movement. The transcript has a single exon.